Messenger RNA from Plasmodium relictum, 477 nucleotides. It is a transcript of the gene ARNP, whose product is annotated as apical rhoptry neck protein, putative. The transcript has a single exon. The record is from RefSeq and is a predicted model, not a curated record. NCBI's taxonomy places the organism in Eukaryota, Apicomplexa, Aconoidasida, Haemosporida, Plasmodiidae. The coding region runs from base 1 to 477 and encodes 158 amino acids.
AUGAAGAAAAUAUAUUUAUUUCUGAUUCUCUUAAUAAAUUUAAAAUUGAAAAUUUGUCUUAGAAAGAAUAUAACAAAAAAGUAUUUAAAAAAUAAUAUAAGGAGUUUAAGCAAUGAGAAAAAAGGAAAUAUUUUAAUAAAUAAUCUAAAACAUUCAAAUAGAGAAAAAAAGGAUGCUUUAAAAAAUAAUAUAAAUCAUCUAAAUAAUGAAAAAAAAAAAGAAAAUAGCAAUUAUUCUUUUCUUUCUUUAAAGAUUAUUCCAUUUUUUUUAACAUCAUUACUUCACACAGGAGUUAAUCAAAUACCGAGGGAACAUGAUAUACACUUUUAUGCAUUUGAAAAAAGUCCUAUUAUAAGACAUAUGCUAAUGGAAGAAGAAAGAAAAAAUUCAUAUUAUUAUAUCUUUUUUAUAGUUAUAUCAUUCUUAGUAGUCAUAAUUAUAGCUUUUUUUAUUUUUAAAUAUUUUUUUAAUUUUUAA